AUGAGAAAAUUGAUAAUAAUCGUUCUUGUUUUGGUUUCAUACGUAUAAAGUCAAAUAUGCCCUUCUUACGCCUCUUGGGUUGCUGGUUCUACUAAUGCUUGUUAAUGCAAUAACGGAUAUUAUGGUACUAGCCCUUCAACUUGUAAGGCUUGUCCAGAUAACUCUUGGUCAACUUAAGGUUCUACAAAUACAGGUCCAAGCAUUACAGUUUCAGCUUGUAAUCAAUGUGCUCCUGGAUAUUUUGUUAGUACAGUUGCUGUUACUACUCCUGGUUCUGAAGCUGCUGCUAAAUGUACAACUUGUGGUACUACUCACUCCACUCCUAAUACAAUGGCUACUACUCAAUAAACUAUUUCAGAUUGUAAUACAUGUAUGGAUGGUUAUUACUUAACAGUUGUUGCUGUUACUGGUGGUUCUGCUGCUGCUGCUACAUGUCAAGCAUGUGCUUCUUAAGGUGCUAUCACUAGACUUCGUGCUACAGAUACUCCAUAAACAGCCAAUGAUUGUAAUCUCUGUUUACCAGGUUAUUGGGUUUCAAGUGCUUUUGCUCAAGGAGGACCUGCUAUACGUUGCACAGCUUGCCCACCUGGUUUGACUAACUCAGCUUCAGCUACUGGAGCUACUGGUCUUCAAACUAUUGCUAGUUGCGAUACCUGUCCUAUAGGUUUUUAUGUUACAGCUAUUGCUUAAUCUGGUGGUCCCGUUUCAUGUGCUCCAUGUCCUCCAAAUUCUUCUUCUCCUCCUUCAAAGAAUUUAGGAUUUUGUACUUGCUUUGAUACUAAUGCACCUGCAUUAUCUUCCUCAGUUACUAGCUGCGCUUGCAAAACUAAUUAUUUUGGAUCUGUUGCAACUGCUCCUCUAGCUGCUAGUGGAUGUGUUUUAUGCAAUGACCCUAAUGCUAAUUAUUCAUUAAUAAACGGUAAAUGCGCAUGCAGAGCUAAUACCUAUGGUACCCCAACUAGCAACGCCACUACUCCUCCUACUUCUUCUACUUGCUAUAAUUGCCCAACCGAUGCAACUUCUCCUGCUGGUACCACAGAAAAAGCUGGAUGUAAUAAUUCAAAAAUCUUAUUGCCUUUAGUAACCUUGCUUUUCUCUUUAAUCCUCUUGCUUUGA
Tetrahymena thermophila SB210 is the source of this 1116-nucleotide messenger RNA. RefSeq names its product immobilization antigen. The transcript has a single exon. The record is from RefSeq and is a predicted model, not a curated record. NCBI's taxonomy places the organism in Eukaryota, Ciliophora, Oligohymenophorea, Hymenostomatida, Tetrahymenidae.